AUGCGCAUCUUCACCAGCUCGCCGUCCUCGCUGGCGGUUCUCCUCGUGUCCUCCCUCCUUCCUGAUUACGCCCUGGCGGGGGACGGAUACUGGAUUAGGUCUGUUCUGGGUGCCCGCAAUGGCGCUGGCCACGGUUCUGGCUCUAACUCGGCCACUGGGGUCAGCUCCAACAGCAAGUCCAACCUGAAGACCUUGACCAUGACAAUGGGAUCUACGACCAUUACAGAGCCUGGUGGCCAAUAUAACUGGGCUGAUGUGAACCGGACAUACAUCGCCUUGGGCCUGGAACUGUCCGUCAACCUUAGCUCGCUCGAUCCCCUCGACAUUCUUGCCUCGUCCAGCAUCUACCUUUCAUAUGUCCAGCCGGGCCUGCAAGUGAGAUCAGAAGAAAACCCGACGCUGAUCUCCGAGAUGAACCCACUCGUACCGUUCCAGAUGACCGGCGAGGGGGCUGGUGCGCCUCAAAUGCUCUUCAUGCUUCUCUACGUCCAGCCGCAUCCCCUCGUUGUCCAAGAUCGCUACAAGCUGGCCUUCUCCGGCAUGAAGUCGGACGCCUCAAAGCGUGAGAACUUUAACUUGGAGACCUUUUGCGACAGCGCCGGUAUCAAGACUCUGAAGGCGUCGACAUGGUUGAUGGUCAACGGCACUGCGGGCGGAAAAGGACAAGGAGAAACAGUCCCCGGCUCGAUGCAAGUGAGCCUAGGUCCACCGGCCACAACUGGGACAAGCGGCGGCACCGGCACAACGACGACGGGAGGUACUGGGGGAAGCGACGACCAAGAAAUUACCACCAUCGCUCCGGUACCCAUCAGCUCCGUCACCAACUCCAGUGUCGUGACAACCAGCACCAGCGCCGGCGGCUUCUUUGGUUUGCCAAGGCCAACACUGGAACCAGGUUCAGAUUACCCAAGCGCGAUACCGACCGGUUCAGACGAGGACUCGCCCUCCUGUUCUGCGGGCGCGACAGCCACGGUGACGGUCACCGCCACGGUUGACGAGCAAGGCAAUCCGUUUACGCCUUCUUCUGCUUUGUCCACUUCUGACCUGCCGACCACGACUUCUGGGGCGUUCCCCAGUGAGGGUUUGACUAGCACGCUUCCUGGCGGACCCGGGAAUGGGACUGUCCCAUGCACUGCUACUGGACCCCCUGGAUCAACGCCUACUGACGGCAGUUGUGAGGGUGGCGAGGGUGGUGACGAGGAGGGUGGUGACGAGGAGGGUGGUGACGAGGAGGGUGGUGACGAGGAGGGUGGUGACGAGGAGGGUGAUGAAUCGACGACAACGACGGAACCGGACGAGUCAGAGACAACAGAACCUCCUUGUGAUACGUGCGAGAGUUCUGGGUCCUCUGACAUCGUCGGCCCGACAAGCACGGGCGCAGAGGAGUUGACAACAACAACAGAGCCAGACGAGUCAGAGACAACAACUCCUCCUGCUAGCUUGACUGCAACUUCCAGAGAGAUCAGCACUACUAUCACCAAACUCACUACCCUCCGCCCUGUUCCACACAACUCUACAAGCAUAGGGACGGGCACUGGUGGAAUUCGGCCCACCACCACGAUCCCCAUUGUAGAGGCCGGUGGGGUCAGGGACACCCCAUCACGGGCCCUCGCAUUGGGAGGCACAAUUCUCAUUCUCUUUGUGUUCUUGUGA
Molecule: messenger RNA, 1653 nt
Organism: Canariomyces notabilis
Lineage: Eukaryota; Fungi; Ascomycota; Sordariomycetes; Sordariales; Chaetomiaceae
Exons: 3
Coding region: 1-1653 (550 amino acids)
Source: RefSeq, a predicted model, not a curated record